Molecule: messenger RNA, 2079 nt
Organism: Penicillium salamii
Lineage: Eukaryota; Fungi; Ascomycota; Eurotiomycetes; Eurotiales; Aspergillaceae
Source: the annotation of a GenBank genome assembly
AUGGCCAGUGUUACGGAAGCUGUGAAGGAACAAUUCCUCGGAUCCUCAGAGCAACCCCAGCUCUCGAGUCAGGCACGCGCCAAUUUCAAUCGUCAUGCGCAAAAGGACGAGAAUGGUGACCUGUUCAUGAGCGAGGAGAACUUCAUCAACGCCGUGGCACCCAAGCAGGAGGACUAUCACAAGAUCAAGCGCGAGCAAUAUGGCAUCCUCUUUAACGUCGCAGACCGACGCAGGGCUGGCAAGCUGAACAUCUCCGACUGGGCCUCCUUCGAAAACCUCCUCGCCAAGCCUGACGCCGAGUACGAGAUCGCCUUCCGCCUCUUCGAUUUCGAUGGAACCGGUAGUGUCAAGUUCGAUACCGUCCAGGGCCUGUACAACCUGAACAAGAGUGCCGAGAGCAUUCCCUUCGAUUGGGACUCGGAAUGGGCCUCGCUGUACGGAGGUCGCUCCAAGACCCGCCAUGACAUGACCUACCCCCAAUUCGCGCAGAUGCUGCGCGGCCUCCAGGGGGAGCGAAUUCGUCAGGCCUUCCACAUCUUCGACAAGGACGGUGAUGGGUUCAUCCAGCCCGAGGACUUCCAGCGCAUCAUCCUCGAGACCUCAAAACAUAAGCUCUCCGACCAUGUCCUCGAGAACCUCCCGACCCUGUGCAACAUCUCCACCAGCAACCGCAUCUCCUACGCCAAUGUCCGGGCGUUCCAGAAUGUCAUGCGCGAGAUGGAUAUCAUCGACAUGAUCGUUCGCGAGGCCACCAAAAAGAGCACCGACGGCAAGAUCACUCGUUCCGAUUUCCUGAAUGAGGCCGCCCGCCUCACCCGUUUCUCCCUCUUCACCCCCAUGGAAGCCGAUAUCCUCUUCCAUUUCGCCGGCCUCGAUGCCCCCUCUGGACGUCUCGCCCAGAAGGAUUUCGCCAAGGUCAUCGAUGCCUCAUGGCGCAUCCCCGUGGUCGCGGCCCGUCAGGCCGCGGCUGCUGGUCAGGAAGUCGCCGAGAAGACCAAGGGUCUGCUGCACAGUGUUUUGGAGUCUGCUCACCACUUCGCCCUGGGUAGUAUUGCUGGUGCAUUUGGUGCCUUCAUGGUCUACCCCAUCGAUCUGGUGAAGACCCGUCUCCAGAACCAGCGCUCUUCUCGGCCCGGUGAGAGACUGUACAACAACUCCAUCGAUUGCGCCCGGAAGGUUAUCCGCAACGAGGGUUUCACCGGUCUUUACUCCGGUGUCAUCCCGCAGCUGAUUGGUGUUGCGCCUGAAAAGGCCAUCAAGCUGACUGUGAACGACCUGGUUCGUGGUUUCUUCACAGACAAGGACACCAAGCGCAUCAAGUACUUGCACGAGGUUGUAGCUGGUGGUACAGCCGGUGCCUGCCAGGUCGUUUUCACCAACCCUCUUGAAAUUGUCAAGAUUCGUCUGCAGGUCCAGGGUGAGAUCGCCAAAAAUGUCGAGGGUGCCCCUCGUCGUUCGGCCCUGUGGAUCGUCAAGAACCUGGGUUUGAUGGGUCUGUACAAGGGAGCCAGCGCAUGUCUUCUGCGCGAUGUUCCCUUCUCCGCCAUUUACUUCCCCACCUACUCUCACCUGAAGAGCGAUUUCUUCGGUGAAACCGAAACCAACAAGCUGGGUGUUGUCCAGCUUCUUACCGCCGGUGCUAUCGCCGGUAUGCCCGCCGCAUACCUGACCACACCCUGCGAUGUCAUCAAGACCCGUCUCCAAGUCGAGGCUCGCAAGGGUGACACCAAGUACACCGGUCUCCGACACUGCGCCACAACCGUGUGGAAGGAAGAAGGACUCGCCGCCUUCUUCAAGGGCGGCCCCGCCCGUAUCAUGCGUUCUUCCCCUCAAUUCGGUUUCACUCUUGCUGCCUACGAAGUCCUGCAAAAGGCCCUUCCCAUGCCUGGUGAGGGCGACGCCAUCACUCCCACUGGCCAUGUUGAGCCUGGUCUCGGUGGCCAGGGUGCCAAGGCCCCUCUGCCUUACCUCCGAUCAAGGAAUGCACUUAAGCUCAUCCUCGAUCUGGACCAGAACAUUGGCCGGGUGCAGGUCCCGCGGCCUGAAAACUGGCCCAAGUUCCUGCAGAGCUCCAAAUAG